AUGGAAAGUGACCGCCGGGACUCCAAACUUCAAAAGCUGGAUGCUUUGAGGAGGAGGGUACCUGCAGUGUCUGCAUCAGCUUUGGCGGGUUUACUUCAGGACAUCGAGAAAAAUGGCUUGCCGUCUUUGAAGCAGCGGAAACAUGUCAAGGAAGCUACUGAACACACAGUCUUAGAGCACAAGGCCUAUGGGCCGAUGAUUGAUUCCAUCAAGGUGGCUACUGAUGAAGGGGAGGUCGAGGUGAUCAUGGCCAACUUCUUCUCUUUGUUGCAGGCGCUUUUUGAGACAUCCUCCGAAUUCCAGGGUCUCCUGCACAGCAGCCUUGUGGCUUCUGGUGGUCAGCCAUUAAACCUCGUUUUUUACUCAGACGAGGUCACUCCUGGAAAUGUUCUUUCAGCUGAUACCUCCAGGAAAUUGUGGGCAAUAUAUCUUUCCUUCAUGGAAUUUGGCUCACAAGCCUUGUCCAAGGAGGAGGCUUGGAUACCGGUUCUUUGCCAGCGAUCGAAGCUUGUGAAUGAUCUUCCGGGGGGUGCCAGCCAGAUGGCUUCGCUGGUGUUGAAGAACAUUUUCUGCCAUGGGCAUUGCCACCCAGAGGCCGGAUAUGAUAAGUUACAAACUUGGUACGUGAGGCUUGGCAUCCUCUUGAAGACAGCUGACGACAGCUUGUGCAUCAAUCUGAAGUUCAAGCUCGGCGCUUUUCUUCAAGACGGACUUGCUCACAAGUCCCUGUUCUCAAUCAAGGGCGACAACGGCACUCGGUGCUGCCUCCUUUGCAAAAACGUCAUCUCUACCAACAGCAUCGAGCUUGAAGAAGCCAGGCUGGUUUCUGAUAUCUACAAGGAAGCAGACUUGGAACUGUCAACAGAUGAUGACUUUGCAACUACUGUGCUCAAGACGGUGCAAAAGAAGGACACUUUGUCCAGUAAGGAUUUCCAGCUCUGGCAACAAGCAGCUGGCUUGAACUUCAAUGAUGCAGCCAUGAUAUUCGAUCCGGACCUCUGCAGGGUUGUCAAGCCCACAAGCCAAUGGCUUCACGACUGGAUGCACACAUUCCUGGUGAAAGGGAUUUUCAACACAAUCAUGCACCUGAUGAUGCAAGCAGCCGAGGAAGAGUUGGGCCGAGACUUUUACAAGAUCGUCCAUGACUAUGUGAAGGAGUGGCAACUUCCCAAGAGCAGGUCAGAAAACCUGUCAGGUUUGUUUGUGCACAAGAGGAAGAAAGCCAACGACGAAGCUGGGAGCUUCAAGUGCAGUGCCUCCGAGGGGUUGAGUUUGUUCAGCAUAUUUACGUGCAUGUUGUUGAACGUGGUUGCUCCCGUCGGUGUGUGUGCUAAGCCGAUUGCUGUGAUGGUGGCAUUAGCAAAUGUGCUUGAGCUGCUUCAAGCAUGUGCUCUGCCAGGAAUCACGAGCCCAGGCAGGCUUGCUGCAGCCAUAGAGGCUUUCCUCGAAGCCAGCAUUGCAGCAGGAUGGCAUGAUGCCUGGCACCCAAAAUUUCACUGGGUGGUACACUUGCCUGCCCAGUUGCGGAAAUGGGGCAUUUUGCCUGCAUGCUGGGUCCAGGAACGGAAGCACAAGUUGGCAAAAAGGUUUGGCACCCUGCAAUCAAACACAACUAACUAUGAGAGGUCGAUUCUUUUGCAAAUUCUGGGCCAGACACUAUCUGAUAUUCAGCAGGAAAAGCUCUUUGACACAUCUUGCAAGCUGGCACAACCCGGAAAAGCACCAGCCAAAAUGGUGGCUUUUCUGCAGGAGUACAUGCCCGGCUUCCAGAGCAUCCACACGAAUGCAGUUGCGGCAUUGCAGCCAGCAGGUUUUGCACACAAGGGGGAUCUGGUAUUGAUGAAAGCUUCCCGCCAAGUUUCACAAGUGUAUUUUCAUGCCGAUCUUGAUGGAGUUGUGUAUUCUUUGGUUUCCCAUUUCAAUCUGGUGAGGAAUGAUUUGGCCCAUGGCUCGUUGAUAGUCCAAAGGACUGAUGCCCCAAUGCUGGUAGAAACCAGCAUGAUAGCUUGCCCUUUGCAGCACACCUCUCUUGGAGGGGACAAAAUUCGAGUUCUGAUUCCUCUGGCCCACAGAAAGGCUUGA
Messenger RNA from Symbiodinium sp. CCMP2592, 2082 nucleotides. The record is from the annotation of a GenBank genome assembly. Lineage: Eukaryota; Dinophyceae; Suessiales; Symbiodiniaceae.